AUGUCCUCUAACCAAGACGAGGCAGCCGUGUCGCCAACCAGCGCCCGGUCGCAACCCGAAUCUGACCCCCAGCCAGCUCAUGCUUUUGCUCCUCCUGCCCUAGCAGAGCCAUCGACGCCAGCCGCCGCUGCCGCUGAUGCCGCCGUCACCACCCCCGAGCUCGAUCUCCCCAAGCUACAGUCUCUCCCCACCGAGCAGCAGGACCUCUUUCUCUUGGCUUUUGUCGCCACCCUAUCUAAGCAUGUCCUCGACCUCGACGCCGACGGCUGCACCGCACAACAACUCUACCUAAAGCGCGAAAUCUUCCAGAUCAUCAACCUGUCCACUCCGGCGCCCUCGAGGGUUAUCCGUAACAACCUGGGACGAUGCCUGGCACAUGUCUUCUCUAAGGGAGACAGGAAGCUUCUUUUCGAGACGGUCAACGACCUGGUCGCCAUCAUCGCCGGCGGAAAGGCCAAAUCGGAGUCGACGUUGCGGACAAAACAUGCCGCCGUCAGCUGUCUCGGCGACGUCUUCGCCGCUGCUGGUGAUAGCGCGAUUGGCCUGCACCAGAUCUCGUGCGCCACCCUGAUCAAGCACCUCAAGUCCUCCUCGAAUCAUGCCGGCCUCCGUGCCGCCUCAUUUACCGCUCUCGAAAAAAUUGUUACAAUGGUGGGAAAUCAACUCGACGAGAGCGUCGCCCGUGACAUAUGGAAGCAGUCCAGGAACUAUGCGUCUAGUGACAAGGGCGGCCUUGUCGUUGCCGCCUCCUGCCGCUGCCUCAAGGCCCUCGUCCGCCACACCGGCUAUUUCCGCAACUCGGCCGACUUUGACAAGCUUGAGACGGCGAUCCUGAAGCCCUUUGACUCCGCCGUCCUCCAGGUCCGCCACGCUGCCGCCGAUUGCUUUUCCGAGGCCCUGGCCCACGCAUACUCGCCUUCGGCCGCCAGCGAUGCUGCAGCCAGGGGUAAGAAGCCGAAGAAACUCAAACGCACUUCGACACAUCCGGGCAUCACCGGAGAUGAGGACGAGCUCCCUCCUAGGCCAGAAAGCCCUGCACCGGGAGGCAAGCGCGCCCCCGACCUGGCCAUGUCCCUUGUGGAGAUUCUCAGGCUGCUGGCCAGCCACUUCACCAAGGCCACCACCUCCAACCGCACUCGUGCCGCCAUUGGCGUGUGCUACUGCCAGCUGUUUCGCCGUCUGGGGGAGAAGAUCAUCGAGAGCAAUUACGUGAGGAUUGUUGAGACCCUUACCGUGGACAUCCUGGGCCAGGGGUCCAUUCACAACCAUCGUUAUCGCCUACUCAUAUCUCGCAAGAUGAUUGAUACUGUCAUACAGGACGUUAUUGGCCACAGGAUCCUUGGAGAGUCUGGCCAGAAGUCUGCCGCCAAACUUCUCGUCAACGACAUCUUGAAGAACUACCCGCAGGCGCUCGCCGAAAAGCCCGAGCCGUCCAAGCAUACGCUCAUCACCGUCCUCAGCGCCCUGUCGUCUCUCAUAGUAUCCCUCGGCUCUGCCGCCAAUUCCUUUGCCGAUCCUUGUAGGGAUGCCCUGCUACAGGUCCUUCAACACCCCAGCUACUCGGUCCAGGUAUUCACCUCCCACUGCAUCAAGGUCUUUGUGGCGGCGUGCCCCCAGCAACUGCUAUCAUGCCUGUCCAUUUGUAUGAACAGCCUGACCAGGGAGCUGCCUCUUCUUGGAACUGGCCGUAGCUCUCACACAAAGUGCAUCGGCCUUGCGCAUGGCCUUGCUGCUGCUCUGAGUGCGAGCCCAUCACGGCCGUUGCACGGAUCACUCGAUAUCAACAGCCGUGUCCUGUCCAUGUCGACGAACCUUCUCAAGUCAAGCAGUCAGUCCGAGCUCCGCGUUUCGAGCACUCAAAUUCAGGUGGCAUGGAUCCUGAUCGGCGGCCUCAUGGCUCUUGGGCCCAACUUCGUCAAGAUCCACCUUUCGCAGCUGCUUCUCCUAUGGAAGAACGCCCUGCCAAAGCCUCUGGCCAAGGACAACACUUCAGCCCGGAGCCUGCUAGAGUCGUCGUUCCUGACUCACGUCAGGGAGUGUGCCCUUGGUUCCAUACUGGCUUUCCUGCAGUUCAACAGCCGUUUGCUAACUGUCGAUGUCUCUAAGCGUGUUGCCACCAUGCUGCAGAACACGACCGCCUUCCUGAGGACCCUGCCGAAUAAGAAGGUGACGGAAGACAUCUCCCAGAGGCUGACACCCGCACUGCAGCUACAGGACCUCGAUAUGAUGGUCCAGAGGCGAGUCUUGCAGUGCUACAUCAAGCUGGUCAAUCUCAGUCCCACUGCGGGCAGCGAGGCCCUGCUCCAGUCCAAUCUUCUGACCCUGGCCGUGUCCUGCUUUGCCGACCCUGAAAAUUACGCCCCUAGCUCCCUCAGUGCCUCCAUCGCCAAUGCUGCGGCUACUUUUGAAUCAAUAUGGGAUGUUGGUGACAACACGGGCUUUGGUGUCACGGGGCUUUUGUCUGGAUUCGAUACCAAGAGGCUUCCCGGCCAGCACGAUAGCUCGGUGGAAGCUGUUGACGAGGACAAGACCCCGGAACACGCUAUUGACCGUCUCUUGCGUUCCCCUAUCUGCGGCAGCUUGGAGCACGAUGCCUCUUCUCUCUACAUUGACGGCGCCGACUCCUCGGAGCCUCCCGACCCGCCAGCAACUGAGGUUAUCAACUCUGCCAUCCAGCUGUUUGCCUUUGCCUUCCCCUUGACGCCUGCGAAGGUGCAAGAGAGUAUCCUUGAGCAGAUGCGCACUUUUUCCUCUGCUGGCUCUCUUCAGCGUGAUCCCGGACGCAAGGAGGCUGUGAAGGUAAACCUGGCGACGGCUAUCCUCGCUUCGUUGAGGAUUGCUGUUAAGGAGACACAGUCAGGCUCCGGAAACAUUGAGAAUUUGGCGGUGGAGAAGCUCCUGCAAGAAUUUGUCCGUGACUUUGUCCUUGACUCUGACCAGUACAUUCGGAGCCUCGGCUAUGCUUCCGUCGCGCGCCUCUGCAACGUCUAUGGCAAUGCCUUCACGAACAACGAGGUCAAGUUCCUCGUGGACACGAUCGUGACCAACCGAGAGCCAAAUGCUCGUGCUGGUUGCGCCAUGGCCCUCGGCUCCAUCCAAACAAAGGUUGGAGGCAUGGCAGCCGGAUACCAUCUCCAGACGAUACUCAGCAUCCUGAUGUCGCUCUGCAAUGACCCCCAUCCUACCGUGCACUGCUGGGCUCUAGAAGCCCUGUCGCUUGCUUCAGACGCUGUGGGCUUGAGUUUUGCCUCGUACGUGCCCAGCACUCUGGGUAUGCUUGCUCAGCUAUACGUCUCAGAGACGCAUCACUGCGAGGUCGCUGUAGUAGCCACCAUGAACCUCGAGCUGGACCUGCAGACGACAUCCACCAUUGCAAAGUGCGUCGACUCGCUCAUCAACGUUCUUGGCCCCGACCUCCAAGACUCGCUCAAAUCUCGCGAGCUUAUUUUGACACUAGUUGGGCAAUUCCAAAAUGAGGAUGAAGUUCGUGUGCAAAAGGCUGCUCUCGGCUGCUUGGAGCACCUAUCGCUGUACGCGCCUGGUCAUAUGCAUUUUGGACAGUAUGUGCGCCUGCUGCAAAAGUACCUCAACUCAGAAAAUGCCACACUAAGAGAUAUCGCCAUCGACGGACUGCACAAUAUCAUGAAGAGGGGUCCCCGAGAUGUUCUCGCCGAGGCGGAAGAUGGCUUCGAAGACCAGAUUUGGAGGGUGCUUGACACGGUGCCGUCUCACGACGGCAUCAGAACCCUCAUCCGGAACUGGAUGAUCCAGACGUGCCUCAGCGAGACCCAUGUCUGGCUGGCGCGCUUCCAGGCCGUCCUCAAGAUGACGAGGGGUCGCGCCAAGGGCCAGGAUGACCAUGCCGUGGGUAAGGGAGGAGGUGUACCUGUUCUCGACGACGAGGAGGUCGCCGGCUUUGCUUCCGCGUCAGGCACCAUCAAGCAGGACAAGGAAAAUCUGGCUUCAUCCGAGGUGGAACCCCUCAGAUGGCAGGUGACUACGUUUGCUAUCAGCUGCAUGCACGACACGUUUACUCUCAUCUCCAAGGAUGUAAUGGCUAACGGCGAGAGCCCGGCCCAGGCUGCACUCCAGGCAAGGGUGGGAGAUGUGGUACGCAUGGCCUUCUCUGCUUCCACAUCAAGCGUUUCGGAACUGAGAAUCUGGGGCCUGAAGAUUAUCGGCGCCGUGCUUCGCAUGUUUGGCAAGACUCCUGAUCCCGACUUUGACGAGGCCAUGCUCCUUGAGCAGUACCAGGCCCAGAUCGGCUCGGCCUUGACACCAGCCUUUGCUGCCGACUCAUCACCGGAGCUUGCCUCGGAGGCGGUCAGUGUCUGUGCUAGCUUCAUCUCCAUCGGCAUCGUCCGGGACGUCGACCGCAUGGGACGUAUCCUGAAAACCCUGGUUAGCGCCCUCGAGGGCUUCGCCCAGGAUACCGAGAAUGCUGGUAUCGGUGACCUGAAGGGUCUGAGCUCCAACGCCCAGGUCAUGGUUAAGCUGGCCGUCUUCAGCGCCUGGGCCGAGUUGCAGGUCUCGAGCAGCGAGCAAAAGUACCUGCUGGACGUGCUGAAGCCGCACGUCGGGACCCUGACACCCCUGUGGCUCGAAUCACUCCGCGAGUUCGCCCAGCUCCGGUUCGAGCCGGACAUCUCCAUGACCCUCGGCCCACCGUCCAUGUCGGGGAGCCUCGACACUAUCUACGCGGCAUUGAACAGGGAAACACUGCUUCGUUUCUACCAGGACGCGUGGCUCAAGCUGGUUGAUGCCAUCGCGAGCCUCAUUGAGCAGGACAGCAACUUUGUCUUUGAUGCGUUAGAUGGCAAGGAGGCCGACAACUCUGUGGCUGUCAAUGGCCAGUCAAGGAAAUCCGGCAUCAACUACCGAGAUGAGCCAGUCGCCUUCUUCUUCGUCCUCUUCGGCCUCGCUUUUGAGGCGCUGGCCAUCCGGCCCGGUCACGGCGACUCGCUCGCUACACACGAGCAGACGUUGGCCAUCCUCCAGGCUCUCAAGAAGAUCCUGCACCCCAGCGUCUCGGGCCACGCCAUCUACCGACCUGAUGUGUUCGCCGAGACAAUGGACCUUCUCGAUCGCCUCGUACUAACCGAGGGACUGGACGUGCAGGGCGCAAUUGUCGAAAUUGCCAGCGCACUGUGCCUGGCGCACCCGUCCGCGCGGCGUGACGUGACACACGAGGCCGACCUUUCCGAAGAUAUUGACCAGCUGUUUGAGCUAACUCGCAUCUUCGUCCUCGUCCUGACGGGUCUGCUGCCCAACCUGUCGGAAGGCAAUCAGCCCGUUCGCCACCAGAUGAACGAGGAGGCCAUUGUACUGGUGCGCACAUCCAUGGAUGCCUUGGUUGACGCGGCGGAGGUUUUCCCGUCCAUAAUCAAGACGGACCUCUACGCGUGCAUCAUUCACAUCUUCGCUACGACGCUGGCCACCCCUGGAUGCCAGGAACUGAUCGUGCCGCAGUGGCUGCCCACGCUUAAGCGCUUCGUUAAGAGUAUGUCCGAGUCGAGAACGGUCCCAUCCGAAGACGGUGCGGCCUCGGCCACCGAUGUUCAGAUACAGGGCUGCCUGCGACGCUUCGUGUCCAUCUAUCUCCAGGCCCAAAAGCGCGAGGCCCCCAACGCGUUGCAGUGCGUCAAGAACAGCCUCCUCGCCUCGACCAUCCUCUUCACAGGUGGCCAGAAUCAGCUACCAGCAUCGGACCCGCUGGUGGCCCGCUAUCUUGAUGAGGUCAUGGACUGCCUCACGGAUAGAAUGACUGCCAAGAUUGCCGCCAACUGCAUCCGAUCCCUAUUGGUCCAACCCUCGAGGACGGCAGCAGACCAGAGCAUAGCGCGGUACCUCUUCCCUCGUCUCAUCGCCUUUGCGACAAACUGCGAGCCUGAGGACCCAGAGCGCGCCAGGUCGCUCGUCUGUCACACGCUCACCCAGUACGUCGGCACCGUCGACAAGGACCGCGUAUCCGCCGCUAUGUCUCUCGUCAUCCCCACGCUGCUGGCCAGGACCACGGCCGAGGGCAGCAAUGGCGCCGCUACAGGCCUGUACCAUGAGACGAGCGCGAGGCUACUCGAGCUGGUUGCCGUCGACCAGCAAGCCUUCCGGGCCGUUGUGGGCGGCAUGAGCGCCAGUCAGAGAGCGUUCCUGGAAGAAGUCAUCAGGUCAGGGCAGCAGAUGUCCACUGCGGCGCCUAGGGACGAUGUCGGUCCAGAUGAGAGCCAGCCAACGAUUGCUCUCAAGAUGAACUUUGGCAAUUAG
Messenger RNA from Geosmithia morbida, 6261 nucleotides. Its product is annotated as HEAT repeat protein. Gene Ontology annotation, cellular component: membrane; endocytic vesicle; Golgi apparatus. Lineage: Eukaryota; Fungi; Ascomycota; Sordariomycetes; Hypocreales; Bionectriaceae. The record is from RefSeq and is a predicted model, not a curated record. The coding region runs from base 1 to 6261 and encodes 2086 amino acids. Gene Ontology annotation, biological process: intracellular protein localization; endocytosis; retrograde transport, endosome to Golgi. The transcript is spliced from 2 exons.